GGGGCGGGCCGUGCGGCGGAGGAAGCGCAGCCCGCGGGCAGAGCUGCCGCCCGCGGCCGGCCGGAGCGCGGCUCGGUGGUGGGAGGUGAGAGGCAACCUGCGUGCUCUGCCGCUGCCAGCUGGGACGUGUGUGCUGACGAGGAGCUGGGAGGAGCAGGGGACAUGGAUCGUGGUGUCACCCUCGAGAAUCCCUAUGCCACUGUGGACAUCCCACGGGCUCAGUUUCAGCAGAGCUUCAUCACUCGAUACCUGCAGGAUGAGCCCUCUUCACCCACCGUGAUUGCCAACCCUGCCACCGUGCCCACAUACAGCUUGGAGGAGCAGGCGAACCAUGCCGGCAUGGCCAGCUGGAAUAGUCAGACCAUUUCCACCGAGAAGUCUUGGUCUCGGCCGUAUAACCCCUAUGCCAGCCUGAAGAUGCCCAAUGGGACAUCCCCUGACUCCUUCUACACAGUCAGUCUGGACAAGCCAUCCAAGGGCCGUGAGCACCAGGUGAAUGGGGGAAACUGCUGCUCUAAGUAUUGCCCCUGCUGCAGAAAGUGCUGCUGUGUCGUCUCCUAAAGACCCUCACUGCGAGCUCUGGGUGUGCCAACCUCGGGUCGGUGCCGGGCAGCCCCGAUGGGACCUGGCUGCCCAGCCUGGACUUCCUGGUGGGCUGGGCUGGGAGGUGGCAGCAGAGCUGCCCCCGUUACCCACCAGAGCUGGCAGCUUGGAGGUAGCACUAAUUUGACUCCACUGUUGGUUGUCACCCUUGAGCGCAAUGCAGCCAGAUACAUCGGUGACAGGCACCUACAACGUCCUGAGAGCCCAAUGUGGUGUGGCUGGGUAGAAACAAAAGUCUCCCCCCUGCCCCACUGAGGUCUGGAGUGUCCUGAGGAUGGUGUGUGCCAAUGCAGAUGCCCACCAAGAAAGGCUUAAAUUGGGGCUGGGGCAGUUUGAGCCUGUGAACCUGCCAUCCUUGGCCAUGGCUGCCAAUCCAGCCUUGCAGGGAAACCUACAACUCUGAAGAAGGCCCAGGCUUUGUAUGCACACCGGGAGGCAAAUCUGGAUGAUGGCAACAAUUAGCACGUGGCAGAAGUUGGUGGGGAAGGCAGGCAGCGUUGCUGUCUCAGAGUGGGGGCAAACAAUCAGGCCAUGCCUGGGACUUUCUGGAGCUCAGACUGUGCCCCCCAGGCUGGGACAGAGAUCCCCACCUCCUCAGAGCCAAGGGGUCACCUCCAUGCAACAUCACAGGGGUGCCGUAAAGCCCUGUGCCAAGCAGGUCUGAGUGGAUACCGCUUCUCUUCGCCACACUGCCCACGGGACGGAGGGAAGGAGACAGGAAGGACAGGCAGACAAAGUGUGGCAGAGUGCUGGGCACUGCUCCAGGGCAGUGCCUGACAGCACAGGUUCAGGUGUCUAAAGUCCGGGUGCUAGGAAACCACUGGCCUGCCUCAUUUCCUCCUCCUGGGCUCACCAGGCUUGGUGGAGUGCCCCGUGGCAGCACAUCCCCCCACCCUCAUCUGUGUUUGGGCUCUGAGCCCGGUUCGGCUUGGCCCCAGCACCGUCCAGGCACCCAGCAUCAGAAGUGGGGUAGUACUGGGGCAUCCCGCUUCAAGCAGUUCCCAAAGUGGGUUCCCAGUGUGAACUUUCUACAACAACUGGAAGAGGAGAAAGGCAAGUGUGGAGCCCACUAUCCUCUUUGCAGCUUGCUGGGGCAGCCUCUGACUUCAUUUUCAGCUGAAGCUGGCACACCAGACCUGGAACAAGCAUGCUGUUGUCCUUGUGGAGCAGCGCGUCCCACGGCUGGCUGGCUGUACUGCCAGGUAAUAGUCUGCGCAAGCAAAUGCGUCUGCUGCAGGAACUGCCUCUGUCUCCAGGCUGGCGGUCAGGACAGGGGCUUGGAAAGAAUGUGUGUGUUAGCAGAUGACUUCAGUGCACUGCAAAUAAAAUUACAGACAUCUCCUC
Messenger RNA from Dromaius novaehollandiae (emu), 1947 nucleotides. It is a transcript of the gene CYSRT1, whose product is annotated as cysteine rich tail 1. The transcript is spliced from 2 exons. NCBI's taxonomy places the organism in Eukaryota, Metazoa, Chordata, Aves, Casuariiformes, Dromaiidae. The record is from RefSeq and is a predicted model, not a curated record. The coding region runs from base 163 to 561 and encodes 132 amino acids.